GUGCUGACAGUCAAACCAGCUAGGCAUGGAUGCUAAUCAAGGUCCAGGCCAGGGCAGCCCUGAAAGCCCUAACAGGGCUGUGGAGUACCUCCUUGAACUCAACAACAUCAUCGAGAGCCAGCAGAAGCUUCUAGAAACGCAGCGUCGCCGUAUCGAGGAGCUGGAGGUCCAGCUGGACCGGCUCAGCCAGGAGAACAAGGACCUGCGUUUGGAUCGGCAACCCGUUGCUCCUCCUCCACCUGCUCCUCCUCCUGAGCCACCCCUCCCUCCACCUCCUCCGCCGCCUCCACCAACUCAGACCACAUCAACAACCAUUUCUACCAAGAAUCACCACCACCACCACAACAGCCAACACCAAGCUCCUCCCCAGCCUCCCACCUCUAUCCCCCUCCACCAAAGCCACUACCAACACCAGCAUCAGCAGCAGCACCACCACCACCACUCCUCCACCCACCACUCCUACAACAGCACCAACAGUACCAAUGUGACCGCUAUUCCGGUUCCUCCUCCUUCUUCGGCUUCAACCUCACCCUCUAUCUUGGUCCCGACACCAAUUCCAGCUCCGACGUCCUCCUCCUCGUCCUCUGCUCCGCCUCCCCCUCCACCGAUCCCACCCAGAGAUCAGCCACGGGCCCACAACCGGCUGAACCGAGUGCCCUCCACCAGCACUGGCACCAACACCAACUUUGUGGAGAAAGAGAAGGAGAGGCUUGAGCGCCUGCACCGAGCCAAUGCUUCAAACAACCACCACGCCCACACCCUCCACCAUCACAAAUCCGUGGAGGGUGACCCUCCGUGUCCGGAGGCGCUUACUUUUUCUGACUCGUCCUUUGGCCAUCCUCCUCCCUUCCAUCGCUAUAGCAACAGCCCCCUCUCCAGCCCCUGUGACCCCUACAGCUCCGCGUCCGCCGGCGGGCCCCUGGGAGCCUCGCACACACACACACAGGCUAGCUCUCCCAUCUCUCCCCCCAGCCCGGCGAGCCUCGCCUGGGCUCAGCGCAGCCGACACCAGCCGGCCAGCCUGGCGCUCCGCAAGCAAGAGGAGGAGGAGAGCAAACGCUGCAAGGCUCUAUCUGACAGCUAUGAGCUCUCUACAGACCUCCAGGACAAGAAGGUGGAGAUGCUGGAGAGGAAGUACGGGGGCCAGUUUGUGUCCCGGCGGGCGGCGAGAACGAUCCAGAUGGCAUUCAGGCAGUACCGCAUGAACAAGAACUUCGAGAGGCUUCGCAGCUCCGCCUCUGAGAGCAGGAUGACCCGCCGCAUCAUCCUGUCCAAUAUGAGGAUGCAGUACUCGUUCGAUGAGCGCCAGCCGCAGGGUCAGGGGUCAGCAGGUCAGCAGGGGUCCGACGACACAGGAGAAAUGGACGACUCCUUCUCCAAGCAGGUCAAGUCUUUGGCUGACUCCAUGGACGACUCGCUCACCUGCCAUUCUGGUCGUGAAGACUCGCAGGAAGUGGGAGGAGAGGGCGAGGAGGACGACGAGGAGGAUGAGGAGGAGGGAGAUGAAGAAGAGGAAGAGGAGGAGGAAGAUGAGGAGGAAGACGAGGAUGAAGAUUACAGAGCGUGUGCAUGGCGUAGUGCCAACCCAUCCUCCCGACGCUUGGCGGGAGGUGUGGGAGGAGGUGUCGCCAUGCACGAGGACAGCACCGCCACCUCCUUCAGCGAUGUCACCCUCUACAUGGACGAGGGUUGUCUCCCUUCUUCGCCACUCUCCCGCCCGCCAUCCUCACCGCUCUCCCGCCCCGCCUCCAGCUCCGACACAGAGUACUGGGGAGGAGGAGGAGGAGGAGGAGGAGGAGGAGGAGUUGGUGCAGGAGGGAGGGAGGACAGCAGAGAGACAGCGGGAGGCAGCAUCGCCAGCCGCAGGAGCAGCACACCCUGCACAGAGUGUCGAGGGGAGUACAGAGGGAGGCCAGGAGGAGGGGGAGGAGGAGGAGGAGGACACCUCCCUGUCCUGACCAUCGAACCACCCAGUGAUAGCUCAGUGGACAUGAGUGACAGGUCGGAACGAGGCUCCAUCGGGCGCCUGGCGUAUGAACAGGAGCCGUCAGGAGUCGAGCGAGGAGGAGCAGAGAGGGAGAGAAGGACGGGAGGAGGAGGGGAAGGAGAGAGUGGCGAGGAUGAGCGAGGCGGAGGGGGAGGGGGAGGAAGCAGCGAAGGCGACUCUCCACAGGGAACAAUCAAACACAAACCAAACAGCCGCUCGGUCGCCACGGCGCAGGGACAGACCCGCAGCCCUGCCAACGUCCCCUUACCGAUGCCGUCAGCCCGGACCCUGCCGUCACUCCCUCACCCACUCCAACACACCCACCCUCACCCGCCGCCCAUCCCCCACCUACCCACCAUCCUCCACCACCACCCGCAGUACAGCCAGCCACAUGUCAUGCACAUGCACCACAUGCACGGCGGGAGCCCUUACAUUCAGCACCCUCACCACUUUGCCCAGCACCACUACCACCACCUGCACCACCAACACCACCACCACCUGCCCCACGCUUACCCAGAACCCCCUUCUUCUCCGCUGCCCUCCCCUGUGCCACCACUCACACCUCUCUCACCCCUGCCUCCGCCGCUCAUGCCCUCACCGCUCUCCUCCUCCUCCUCUGCACUCCAAAACAUAGAGGUGCAACAGCAGCACCACCCACACCACCCCCACCAUCACCAUCUGCUCUGCUCAGACGGAGAUAACGAGAGCGUCAACUCCACCACCACCAACUCCAACGACGACACAACGGUCAACAACUGCAGCUCCGGCUCCUCGUCACGAGACAGCCUGCGGGAGCCAAUCGGAGGAGCCACGCUGGGGAAACAGACCUAUCAGAGAGAGAGCCGCCACAGCUGGGACUCACCCGCCUUUAACAACGAUGUGGUGCAGCGGCGGCAGUACCGCAUCGGACUCAACCUGUUCAACAAGAAGCCAGAGAAGGGGAUCCAGUACCUGAUCGAGAGGGGCUUCGUGUCGGACACACCGGUGGGCAUCGCCAGGUUCAUCCUGGAGAGGAAAGGACUGAGCAGGCAGAUGAUCGGAGAGUUCCUGGGCAGCCGGCAGCAGUUCAACAAGGAUGUCCUCGACUGUGUUCUGGAUGAGAUGGAUUUCUCAGGGAUGGAUCUAGACGAUGCCCUAAGGAAGUUCCAGGCCCAGAUCAAGGUUCAGGGUGAAGCUCAACGGGUGGAGCGACUGGUGGAGGCCUUCAGUCAGCGGUACUGCGUUUGCAACCCGGUGCUGAUCCGGCAGUUUCAGAAUCCAGACACCAUCUUCAUCCUGGCCUUCGCCAUCAUCCUCCUCAACACGGACAUGUACAGCCCCAAUGUCAAGCCAGAGAGGAAGAUGAAGCUGGAGGACUUCAUCAAAAACCUGCGGGGUGUUGAUAACGGUCAGGACAUCCCCAGAGACCUGCUGGUGGCCAUCUAUGGGAGGAUCCAGAAAUGGGAGCUGAGGACCAACGACGACCACGUGUCUCAGGUCCAGGCAGUGGAGAGGAUGGUGGUCGGCAAGAAGCCCGUGCUGUCUCUGCCUCAUCGCAGGCUGGUGUGCUGCUGCCAGCUGUUUGAGGUUCCAGAUCCAAACAGAGGUCAGAGGAGCGGCGUCCACCAGCGAGAAGUCUUCCUGUUCAACGACCUGCUGAUGGUGACAAAGAUCUUCCAGAAGAAGAAGACCUCGGUGACGUACAGUUUCAGACAGUCUUUCCCUCUGUUGGACAUGCAGGUCCACACCUUCCAGAAUACCUACUACCCUCACGGCAUCAGACUAACAUCAGCCAAUCCCGGAGGAGAGAGGAAGGUGCUCAUCAUCUUCACGGCGCCAAGCCAGCAAGACAGAGCACGCUUCACCUCCGACCUACGAGAGAGCAUCGCAGAGGUCCAGGACAUGGAGAAGUACAGGGUCGAGUCUGAGCUCGAGAAGCAGAAGGGAGUGAUGCGUCCUGGGGUGCUGACGGGCGGAGGAGCAGGAGGAGCGGGGACGCCAGGGACCAGUACUGGCGGCUGUUCCGUAAAGAGCGAGGUGGUGAACGGCACUCUGGGUAGGCCGAGCCUCGACGACACGUACGCCUCGGUGGAUGGACUCAAACGCACGGCACUCAGCUCCUCACUGAGAGACCUCUCAGAAACAGGGAAGCGAGGUCGCAGGAACAGUGUGGGGUCAUUGGACAGUACCAUUGAAGGUUCCAUUAUUAGCAGCCCUCGACCUCACCAGCAGCGCCCCCUGCCUGCUGGAGGUCUAUCCUACAGCCCCAUGAUGGUCCCUUCAUCUCCAGCAGCCUACCGGCCACACCGCCCUACUCAGAGCCCCGGUACAGGGGUGGGGGGUGGGCCGGGGCUCUGUCACAAUCAGGGGGGGGCCACCACCUCCCCACCCAUCAGCGGGGGAGGGGCUGGGGCCGGAGGAGGGAUGGCAGGUGGGGUAGGUCCGACUGGCGGCCUGCUGGGGAAUUUCUUCGGCAGUCGCAGAGGCAAAGUUCCUGGUCCCUUGACGAUGACGUCGCCGACUCCGCAGGGUCCACCGAGUCCCCUGAUGAUAUCAUCACCCCCACACUACCCCGCCCCCGCGCCGCCCAUCCCCCACCCAUCCUCCCCUUCCCCAUGCCCCUCCCCAUCGCCCAACCUCGGUCAGUCGGACUCGGGAGGAGUUGGAGGGGCAGGAGGUACAGGAGGGGGACCAUCCAAGCUUCAGGCUUUGCACGCCCAGUACUGCCACGGCAACAGCUCAGGAGGAGGAGUCAAUGUUACUGGGCAGCAGCAACAGACACCACCCCCACCCUACCACCACCACCACCGCUACCACAUGCAGAGCGUCCCACAGCACCACGCCCUGUCACACAGGUUCUCUACACCCCGACAUCAGGGCCCAACCGGCUGCGUUCCUUCUCAUACCCAGCAGCAUCACAGAAUGCAAUAUGGCGCCACCCAGCACCCUCGCUACAACUUGGGCUUCAUCACACCCCCACCAUUGUCCCCUCACUCCCCCAUCACCCCCACUACCCCACAAGGACUCUACCACUCGCAACCUGCAGUGGGACGGCCAGGUGGAGGAGGCAAGCUCCCACUGACCAUCUCGCACUCGCAGCCCCACCCCCACGCUCACACACACUCUCACAACCACGGCGUGCACACACACUCCCCGCUCAGCCCCUCCCCCUCCGCGUCCCCCUCAACCCACUUUAUUUUCGCCACCCCACCACCCCAGACGCCGUCAGCACGCCUCGUCACCCAGACUACGCCACAGCCCUACGGACCCCAGUACCCACCUCUCACUUCCAUCCCACCGCCCCCUCCACACUCCCCCCUACCUCCCCCAUCGACCGGCCCACUCUCUCUGCAUCCAGGAGCAGGGGGAGGGCAAGGGGGAGGACCCAAAUCGAAACCUGUCAGCAGGAUCAGCACGGUCGUGUGAGGAGGCAGAAACUUAGGACGAUAGUGUGGCACCCCCCAGUGAGCCACCGGGCGGCAGCAGUGAGAGGGAGCAGAAGAGGAAGGGGGAGAGGAAGAGGGCAAAUGCAGGUGUAUCAAAAUGGCCACCUGGCUAGAAGGAGAGUACUGAGAGCAGGGAAGAGGAAAUUACUCAGCCUGUGUUAUUUUCACAUCCACUUCCCCCACAAGUAGAAAGACUCUCACAGAUGCUGUGCCAAAAGAUGUUUGUUGGGUACCCUGCAUCCUGUCGCCCCGCCAUCUUGGUGAAAAUCUCCUCAUCUUCCUUUUGCAGUGCCCUUCAGAGGCAGCCUGCGGACAUUGGUGUAGUUCUUCAUUGACAGAUGAAGUGUUUGUGUCAUAUUGUCAGUAAGAUUUUGUGUAGUGGACAAACAGUUCAGGACCAGCCAAGGAGGGAACAGUGCCUGAGAAAUGCAAAAGGGUUAGCGCUUGAUGCUAACACUAUGUACAGUGUUGGUUGAUGGGACAGUUCAUGUUUAUAGGAAGCCUAAUAACGCAAUGAGUCAUUUUACUAUAGUCCAAAAAUCCCACUGGUCUUGCACCACUUUGUUUUUUGCACAAAAAGCACUUGUGCUAUUGUUAUGGUUAUUGACAUAUUACAAGCCAUGAAGUGUUAACUGAGAAGCAGAAGUGGUCAGCAUUAAUAUGGUUCAGUUUGUGUCUUAGUGAGACCUGUGCCAUAGCUAGUAAGUGUCCAUGUGUCUACGGUUAAAAUCCUAUAUACAGGGGGAGGGAUUUGUUGUUAUUUAAAGCCCAGUCCAGCAUUUAUUUGACCAUAAAAAGUGCAUUAGUGAAGGUUGCUGAAGACUUCACUUUCUAAAUGGAUGAUAAACUUUUUUUAAAAAACUUGAAAUAAGCCAUUGUAAUAAGAAAAACUACAGGUGUCUUUUUACCUUUGUGUUUUGCAAAAAUUGCUAAAAGCCUUUAGCGUUUGUGGAUUACAGGGUUUCAGCAGGGGGUGCUACAUUACUGUUUUGGAUUGACUUAAAAAUUGGGAGUGGUUUGCAUUUGACAUUGUAAUUUCCCCAAUUAUUUUUUAUGCUCACAAACCUGAACUUGUAAGAAAUUUUAAUAUUUGUCAACCGUAUUUCAUGCUCCAUCUUAUACAUGACCCCCUAUGUUGCCAGAGAAGGAGAUUAUAAUUGAAGGUGCCAAACAGGGUGCAGUCUGGGGAACAGAGUCUUAUGUUUUACUGGCUUGUCUGCUUUUGAUGAAGCCGGGGAGCUACAUUACAUAAAUAUAGCGAUGAUAAAAGUUUUGUCAGCCUACAUUAAACAGGAUCUUUUUCUAAUGUAAGUAGGUAUGUUACUGGAAAAUGUUUCAAAUGCAACUGGGUGAGAAAUUAAAAUUAAACAGUUUCAUGUCAGAAAAACAAAAACAAAAUUGUAUAACCACCUCAUGUGGGUGUUUAGCUGAUGGAAGUCUUUAACUGUUUAAAGCUUCUGUACUUUGACCCUACGCACUAGGGAGCAGUGUCACAUCUGCUGAACCAAAAUGUUCAGAAGAGAAAAAUGAAAGUCUUAUUAAUUUCAAGAUUGAUAUGAUAUGAUGAUUGUGGUUGCUAGUAAUUCUUUAUGCCAGUUCUUUUAAAUUACCAGCAAUCAGUUUCUCAUUAUUAUUUUAGGACCAUUAGCCCAAGAUAAAGGUUUAAUAUCUCAAGCCCACAGUGUCAUUAUCUUAGGAUUUUGGUUAUAAUGGUGUGAGCUGCUGCCAUUAGUUGAUUAACCAAUUAGUUAAAAAAAUAAAUUGUUUCCAGCUAUUUUGACAAUUCAUUAAUCACUUCCGUCGUGUCCCAAGCGAAAAUGUCAAACAUCUGCUGGUCCCAACUUCUUCUUUGUCAUUUCUGACAGCAAAUGAUGAUUUUUUGAGGGGUCAGGCUGUUGGUUGGACAAAAUAAGCAAUCUGAAGACAUUAAUUAAGGAAUGAACAUGUUUCACAAUUUUUUUGGACAUUAUUUAAACUUAAGAGUUAAUUUUUAGCUUAACCGAUGAUGAAAAUAAUUCAGAACCUUUAAGUAAAGAUGUCUGUAUGAGAGACCCUGAGUUAUGUAUGUCAUGAUAAUCACAAAACUCAACAACCUUGUCUCUGGCUAUUGAAAAAUAAUAAUUUCCCACCCAGUCUAGACUAUGUUAAUUUCUCUCAAUGGGAUGUGGAAUCGUGAACACAGUUUACUAUUUACUGGUAUUGCAAAAUGAAGAAUAAGGUGCCUUCGGAUGAUUCCAAGAAAUAAUGUUAGCGGCACGUCACCCUGAAAGACAGUUCAGCAGCUAAAUCAGUAAUACUCUGAUUGAUUGUAUCCAUCAAGCCAUUUACUGCAUUUUUAAAAUAUGGCUGAAGGAUUGAGCCCUUCAUCUCCCUCAUCAUCCAACAAAGACACUAAGGAACCUGAAAACUGGACCUAAUUGUAUGUUGAAGGACUUCCACAGGACUGGAGUGCAAAACAUGUUUCACCAUCACACAGCACGAAGUGAAAUAUUCUUGAACAAACGCAUUUUUAUGUGUUAUUUUUGCACUUUGUGUUGAACCCACCACACCAGUAUUAAAGGGUAUUUCAUCUCUCUCUCUGCAUAACAUUGAGAUCAUCGGGAGUCCGGAAGCCCAUAAUGGCUGGUAGAAAACUCUUUAACAAUUUGAAGAAUUUUAUCAGCCAUUAAACCUCAUAUAAGUCUUUACCAGCAUUUAACUGGUGGAUGAUGGGAAAUUCCUCUGAUGUUCUGAAUGCAUAGGUUAAUGACACAUUUUAGUUUCCUGUAGAUAUUAACUGUACAGUGUGUUCUAUUUUCAAAGGGGCCAACAGCAUCGAUCUGUAACUAAGGUUCAGAACUGCUUGAAUUAAUAAAAUGUUUGCUCUAACAACCAAACGUUCUUCGGGCUGUUUGAGCAACUUAAGGUUCUUCACAAACAAUAACGAAACAAUGUUUUUUGUAGAAACCUUUUGUGGUUCAGGUUUUCAGAAACACCGUCAUGGAUUACAGUUAGUUGACGGAGUUCCCCAGGGAACCAUUUUGGAUCCCCUGUUGUUUUCAACCUGAAGAACCCCUUUGAAUUUUAAGAGUGUACUGCUAAUAUUAUUAUCAAUAUUGUUGCGUGACAAGCUUCUGCUAACAUAAUGUACUCCUUGGGCUGUUGUAUAUUUAGCAUUUCUAAUUUUGUUAUGUGCUUACGAGUGUGAGUGUGUUUUUUUUUUUUUUCCUUUUCUUAUUUGGGCAUCUUAUGAAAGUACUUAAAAACUUCUUAAGUUUUAAUAUGUUGACAACAAAACCAAGAAUUUUCUGGCUAUCAUACAACUGAUGUUCUAGCAUUUUAAUGCAGACUAUGAUAAUUACGUUCAUCUCUGCAUGCCUACGCAAACACACACCUGUGCGCACCUCUGAAUCAUUGCAAAGCCUCUCAUCAACCUUUUAAUAGAAAUGCGCAUCACUUGUGCUACUAAACAACCUUUUAAGACCAUACAAAUUAAUAAUAGGUUCUAAGCUGCUAGGAGUUCUGGGCCAUUGGGUCUAACACAUGUUUCUCCAAUCAUUUACAGAAACAUUUUGCAGGGGCCAUACAGUAACACCGGGCUAAAACACACAGCUCUUGAGGAGCAUCGCCUCAAACCUACCUCGUCAGGGACUACACAACAUUUUGCCCUGUUCCACUUCGUGCCCGAGUUGAAUCAAAGGCAUCCUCACAUUAGUUCCCACUCCAAAGCUCCAUGCCGAUGCUUUUGCAUAUCGUAAGCUAUCGCCUACAAGUUGUAUGUGCUUCACAUUACUGCCAUCCCUUUUUACAAGUCAUCCUUCAGUUUUUAGAUUUGUUUCCUUCCUUCCUUCCUUCCUUACGCUGGGCAGGCUUUGGUUUCAGUGUCAAUCCUGCAGAGACUUGACAUAAUCCACCACUGUUUAUUAGGGGUACGAGCACCAACAUUGUUGGAAGUGUAUUUCUUUUGCUGGUUCUUUACUCUCCUUUUUUGGUCCUCGUGGAGCAGAUUCUUACAGAGUUUGACUGCAGGAGGAUGUCUGACGCUUUCCAAGUGUACAAAUUGGGCCAUGAUGUCCUUGUGAGUCAUACCAACUUUGGUUUUGAGUUGUGUUGUAUUCCUGUAUCCCAGUGUAUACAUUUAGAGAUCUAGUUAUGUGUUGUUUUUUGGCCAUGUUUUGAUCAAAAAUUCUUUGGAAUUCAUCAGUCGAACACAGGACUAUGUACUAUGUAAAUGCUCAAAAAAACCCUCACCGUUCACUGGAAUAAACAAAAAUGAGUGGCUGCCCGGAAGGUAGGAAAUCAGUCUAAAAUGUACUGCAUGGUUUGUAGAAGUAAUGUAGAGCAUAUGCAAUUUAAGAACAUGCAAAAACCCAGGUGUGGUCCUUCAAGUCCUCUAUUUGAAACUGUUUUUCUCUGCCCAGGUCUGUUUGCAUGUGGUAUGUGGUAUUUAUUACAGUAUCUGCACUGAAUGAAACUGUAUUAUAAACACGAAUGUACAUAACCAUCGUUAUAUGAAAAAUAACAAUGUGAGUGCGCUUUAUUUCUGGCUGAGUUUACACCAGGAGUGGAAGACCUGGUUUUUUACCCCAGUAAAAAAACAUCUGGUCCGACUGCUGCAUGCAAAGCAGGGAACAUUAAAAAAAAUAAAGAAGUUCAGAUCUGGUUCCAAUGAAGUUAAAAAUGUUGGAUUCUUAUGCACCUGUGUAAAGGCAGUCUGUGUUUUGUGUAUCUAUUCAAGGGAAAUGAAUCGGGGGUCUGAAUUGUUGGUACCGACACAACAGACUGCUUCAUGGAGAAAAACAAUAUUUCUUGUUCAUAAUGUAGAGCAAAGAGAGACUGCAAUAGUCCUUGUAAAAUUGUACGAGUACAGUGUCAAAUAUGUGUUAACAGAGACAGCAUUAUUUUAAAAAUUAUGUAUGGAAGAUUUUAGCUGUGUAUAUAAAUAUAUAUUACUUGUACUUUGUUUUUGAAAUUGCAGAGAUAUGAAAAAAGUGGAAAUAUUUAUUGCGCUAAAGAUAUAAAAAAAGUCUGUUCAUGUUG
This is a messenger RNA of Scatophagus argus, 10431 nucleotides long. RefSeq names its product IQ motif and SEC7 domain-containing protein 1-like. The record is from RefSeq and is a predicted model, not a curated record. Gene Ontology annotation, biological process: actin cytoskeleton organization; regulation of ARF protein signal transduction. NCBI's taxonomy places the organism in Eukaryota, Metazoa, Chordata, Actinopteri, Scatophagidae. Gene Ontology annotation, molecular function: guanyl-nucleotide exchange factor activity; protein binding. The coding region runs from base 26 to 5392 and encodes 1788 amino acids. The transcript is spliced from 17 exons.